GUUUUGGACUCGGGUCAGGCAGGACAGCAGCCGACUCUCUUUGGUUGUGGACGACGAAAAUCAACACUCUUUACUAGCUUGUUACGUUCCCAAAAUUGUAUUUAAUGCUCUUUAGCAAUGUCGUCCGCUCGAGGGUUAUCGAAGCAAUCAAGAGCUUCAAACUUGUCGGCCAGACUAGCAGGUACCUGCAAGAAAGACUGUUGGCUUGUACCGGGUCUUGCGAUGUGGCUGUUUGCGGCGUUUCUUCUAGUCAGCAGUAGCUAUUUUGGUGUGACAUGUACAAUCUUCGAAUUUUUGUACAAAACCCAACCAAACCCAUACCUGGAUGAGGUUUUCCACAUUCCUCAGGCACGAAGGUAUUGUGAUGGAAAUUUCACAGAGUGGGACCCUAAAAUCACAACUCUUCCUGGCUUGUAUUUCCUGACUGUUGGCUUUUUGAAGCCUAUUUCAUGGUUUUUAUCAAAACCAGAAGUCUGCUCAUCUGUGUAUGCAUUGCGUAGUGUCAACAUGAUUUUAAGCACAGGCCUGCUAUAUGUUGUGUACAGCCUCCUUCGACAGAUACAUGGUCACAAGGAAGAAUUGGAUGUUGUACGUGGACUACUGACAGCAGUGAAUAUGUGUAUAUUUCCAGUUUUAUACUUCUUCAAUUUCCUAUACUACACUGAUGUCAUGUCAACAUUCCUUAUUCUCUUUGCUUAUUUGCUGACCCUUCAUGAGCGUCAUGCAUUGUCAGCUUUCACUGGAUUUCUUGCUGUUUGUGUCCGACAAACCAACAUAGUUUGGGUUUUGUUUUUUGGUCUUCUCACAUUUGCGGAUAUCCUCAAAGAAAAUGCCUACAUCAACAAAAAAAAGUUCACUGUUCCAGUGGUGAGGAGCUACAAAUAUUUGGAAAUCCUUUGGAUGAACAGUUGUCAAGUUGCCCUUGUCAAUAGCUCAGCUGGAAAAGUUCUUGCGAUGAAUAUGGUCAGGAAACUAACAGGUUAUUUUCUAGUGGGUGCAACAUUCAUUGUAUUUGUCUUAUGGAAUGGCAGUAUAGUUGUUGGUGACAAGCAAGCUCAUCAAGCUUCUCUACAUUUAACUCAAGUUUUAUACUUUGCUUCAUUUGUCUUUUUCUUCAUGUUACCCUUUGCAAUCCCAUAUGCCUUCAGUCUGCAUCAUUCAUUGCGUCGUAGAAUUGUCCCUGCUGCAAUAGGUAUGCUGGUAAUUAUUGCGAUUGUCCACUUUAAUACUAUUGCCCACCCUUACCUACUGGCUGAUAACCGACACUACACGUUUUAUGUAUGGAGACGCAUCAUAAAUCGUGAAUGGUGGUCACGUUACAUGAUUACUCCAAUUUAUAUGAUGGGAUGCUUUUUAAUUGCAAGCAUUUUGAAACGAACUGAUUUUGUAUUCCAGAUUGGAUUUAUGUUUUGUUUAUUAGCAAGCUUAGUUCCUCAGUCUUUACUUGAAUUCAGAUAUUUCAUUAUUCCAUACAUGUUACUGAGACUUCAGGUAUUAAAACCUGAAAUCUGGCAACUUCUUUCUGAAAUGGGAUUAUAUGUUCUUGUAAAUGCAUCAACUAUUUUGAUUUUUUCCCUAAAAACAAUUAAGUGGUCCGAUAUGGAGGAACCUCAACGUUUUCUGUGGUAAAACCAUGUUCCACCAAAAAAUAUUGUAACACAAGAAAAAUCUGUUAACUUGUGUUAAAGAAGUACAACAGCAUUUGAUAUUAUGUCAGGUAACAUUUUGCCCAGAGCCUUUGCUCACCAAUUUUAAUUUUAUUUGUGGUUUUCAUGAAAUUAAAGUGAUCUCAUUUUUUCCCCUAGUUCUUUGUUAAGUCUUAGUUAUGUAUGGUUAGUAUAUUUACUUCAACACGUAAAGACCAUUGUUUUCCGUCAAAGACAAAGUUCAGGUAGCAAUCUUAAAAAAAGUUUCUUGCAUUGAAGGAUCUUUUGGUUGUUCUAAGUUACUACCUAGAUGUAAAAUAAUGCCAAUUUGAUUUUACUUUAUAUCACCUAGUCACUCAUUUUGAUUCAUUUGUACUGUUUAGCUUUAGUGUUUUCAUAAAUGUAUAAUUAUUACAUUCUCUGACUCAGGCUUUAAUAACUUCACUGUGUUGAUUUUUCAUGAUUUAGGCUGUGUAUCAAAAGAGUUUGGAGUAGAUUUUUUCAAUGAUUUUCUAGUCAUUAAUGCAGUCAAAUGUGUAAUUUUAAAAAUAAAGUUUAAUUUAUUUUGGCCUUUAACCGUGGCCUUUUUUUCAAUUUUUUUUUCUAGAAAAUGACUUUUAAUACUGUCUAUCUCCAUCUGACGGUCUGUCUGUCUGAAGUACAUUUAAAAAACAUAAUAAAGUGAAGUUGUGAACUCUUAGCCUAGGAAACAUUUUUAUACUGUUGAAGCAUUUUUGUGACUUUGUGACUUUGUUUGGUUUAUGUGUGUGAUGGAAUAGGAUAGCAAGCACUUGUCAUUCUCAGUGUGCAUACUUAAUUGUAUUGUUUUUGUCAUACAUUAACAACAAUGCAACUAUAAUGAGAGGACACAAUAAAUGUGUUUUUAUAUCGAAAAA
Messenger RNA from Frankliniella occidentalis (western flower thrips), 2542 nucleotides. RefSeq names its product putative Dol-P-Glc:Glc(2)Man(9)GlcNAc(2)-PP-Dol alpha-1,2-glucosyltransferase (gene Alg10). Gene Ontology annotation, cellular component: endoplasmic reticulum. Gene Ontology annotation, biological process: dolichol-linked oligosaccharide biosynthetic process; protein N-linked glycosylation. NCBI's taxonomy places the organism in Eukaryota, Metazoa, Arthropoda, Insecta, Thysanoptera, Thripidae. The record is from RefSeq and is a predicted model, not a curated record. The coding region runs from base 118 to 1629 and encodes 503 amino acids. The transcript has 5 exons. Gene Ontology annotation, molecular function: dolichyl pyrophosphate Glc2Man9GlcNAc2 alpha-1,2-glucosyltransferase activity.